CGCUCGUGCUGGAUCACGUGACGAGCAUGUCAAUAAGCGGAGAGGAGCUUCCGCGUUCCACGCCGGGGGGGAAAGAUGUGUCGGUAGCUGGACUUGCUCUCAUUAGCCGCUGAUUUGUUCAGGAUUAGCCGGUCUGAACAGAUGCAAUGCCUGGUAAAGGAAUAAUGGCUCCAUAAAUGCCAAGGAAGCUGCCGUCUAAAGCCUAGUGCACAUUAUUAGAAAAUCGGACAAACGAUUGUCUGAUUUUCCCAGAAUGUCCGUACCAUGCUGAAAACAAGAAUGCUAUUAAUGGUCUGAAAAUUCUCGUACCACAGAGGAAAACUUCCCACGUAUGUAGCUUGCGUUCCAAUGUAGAACUGGAAGUGAUGUAAUGUGCAUGUGACACUUUAUUCGCAAAUAAAUAGUGAAAUUUUAAAGAAAAAGUAAUUCCACCCCUGUAAAAAAUGGAAAGUGAACAAAAAGUGCCAUACCGUCGCCUUGAAAGUGCUGUGCUGAAGUUUACUAAAGUAGUUAUUCCAACAGAUCUGGAAAGAUUGAAGAACCAUCAAUUAAAUAUUGAGAAGUAUCGGAAAUGUAAAUCGUGGGAUCAGUUGCACAAAGAGCAUAUUAACGCUGGACGUACCGUGCAACAACUCCGUGCCAACAUCAGAGAGAUGGAAUCUCUUUUUCUUAAAGUGAGAAACGAGGAUAUACAGACCUUAACAACAGUAUUGCAACCAGUAAAAAACUUGGCUUUAGAUUCAAUAACUCAUUUUUUGAAACUUCACUCAAAUUCAGCAGAGAAUCUACUCCUAACUGAGGAAAAUUUCUCUGAAGAGCAGAAUUCCAUUUCUAAAGGUUCUUGUGUAAAAGAUUCUGAGAGCCAAAUUGAUGCACAGUUUUUAGAAAUUCAAGAUCAGAUUGCCUCAGAAUCCUGGAAUUCGCUGGAAAAGGAUUUACUUGGCCUGAAUGAUAUGGUAAAUGAAUUUUCCCACCUAGUACAUACUCAGCAGGAGAAGAUUGACAGCAUUGAAGACCAUGUCAACACUGCUGCUGUGAAUGUUGAAGAGGGAACCAAAAACCUGGGGAAGGCACUAAAAUACAAGCUGGCAGUGCUUCCUGCAGCAGGCGCUCUCAUUGGUGGUAUAGUCGGAGGUCCGAUUGGCUUGCUAGCAGGAUUUAAAGUAGCAGGUGUUGCAGCUGCAAUUGGCGGAGGCUUUCUAGGCUUCACGGGUGGAAAAAUGUUACAAAGAAAAAAGGAAAACGUUGAAAAGGAAGACAUUUGCCAUACAAAAGAUUCUGCCAAAGAAGAAGGAAAAUCCACCUGAAGGACUAUUUCAGUGAUUUUUAAAGAAAGUAUUUUAUUGGUAGAAUAAAGUUGCAAAAUGUUGAGGCAAUUUGAGGCCCCUAUUCAAGUACAGCGUAAGUACACUCAAAGUAAAUUGCGUAAUGCCCAUGGUGCAAUUAAUGCAACAAAGAAAAAUGUGAGUUAUUACAGUAA
Rana temporaria (common frog) is the source of this 1480-nucleotide messenger RNA. It is a transcript of the gene STX17, whose product is annotated as syntaxin 17. Gene Ontology annotation, cellular component: SNARE complex; plasma membrane; endomembrane system. The transcript has 10 exons. Bases 444 to 1307 code for a protein of 287 amino acids. Lineage: Eukaryota; Metazoa; Chordata; Amphibia; Anura; Ranidae. The record is from RefSeq and is a predicted model, not a curated record. Gene Ontology annotation, biological process: intracellular protein transport; vesicle fusion; exocytosis. Gene Ontology annotation, molecular function: SNAP receptor activity; SNARE binding.